CUAGGGUUUGAUGGCGUGGGCGAGGGCGAUUGGCGGCUUAUGCAGGCGCGCGGGCAGCGGCCGCUUAGAUUCUCUUUCCAACCCAGGAUUCCAGCGGAUUUCUAGCUUGUUUGGCCAAAGGGGCUACUGCGCGCCGGUGGCAGCGCCACUGUCAGAUAAUUCGGCGGCACCGGCGCUGGCCUACGAGCUCAAGUCCUCGCUCAAGUCUUCGCCGCGGCACGAUUUGGCGAUGAUCUACACUUGCACGAAGUGUAACACGCGAUCGGCCAAGACGUUUAGCAGGGAAACGUACGACAGUGGGGUGGUGAUUGUCCGGUGUGGGGGAUGUAGCAAUCUCCACCUCAUCGCGGACAGACUUGGGAUGUUUGGGGACAAGGGGAGCAUUGAGGAUUUUCUAGCGGAGAGAGGUGAGAAGGUGAAGAGGGAGUCUGAGGAUACGUAUGAGUUUGCGCUCGAGGAUUUAGUUGGAGCAAAAUCCAGUGAAAAUUCUCGGGACUAGUUUCUAGUCGAUUCUUGCUUAGAAUCAAGUCUACAGUUCAGUUGCCCACUCUCGCAUCCCGGUAGCAUAGCGUUUGACGACACUAUCCUGCAUGCCCACCAGUGUGGUUUGCACGUAACGUCUUGAGCGCCUGUCCAGAAACUUUGGCUUGUCUUUCGGAUUCUUCUUGGCGCAGCGCAACCAGAAGAGUCGCCCAUCCUAUCAAACAGCUCCAAAGCCAGACGAUCCUCCGAUUUCGACGUCAUUCUUCUCCUCCAUCUCGUUCGCGAGCUAGCACUUUGCGUGCAUGUCCUGGUACUCGCUGGAGAGGAGGGACACCACUUACGAGCUUGCCCGAGUUGCAGGAAUACUUUGACAGCUCCUGGUUUCAACACACCGUUGUCUUUUUGUUUGUUGUCAGCAAACUAGGCUGGGAAAUAUCUCAUUCCCAGCUGUUAGAUCAAAGAAUUAAGUAAUUCUUUUUACUUGGCUC
Selaginella moellendorffii is the source of this 971-nucleotide messenger RNA. Its product is annotated as DNL-type zinc finger protein. NCBI's taxonomy places the organism in Eukaryota, Viridiplantae, Streptophyta, Lycopodiopsida, Selaginellales, Selaginellaceae. Gene Ontology annotation, molecular function: protein-folding chaperone binding; zinc ion binding. The record is from RefSeq and is a predicted model, not a curated record. Gene Ontology annotation, biological process: protein stabilization; protein import into mitochondrial matrix; protein folding. Gene Ontology annotation, cellular component: mitochondrion. Bases 11 to 499 code for a protein of 162 amino acids. The transcript has a single exon.